Molecule: messenger RNA, 1881 nt
Organism: Pygocentrus nattereri (red-bellied piranha)
Lineage: Eukaryota; Metazoa; Chordata; Actinopteri; Characiformes; Serrasalmidae
Gene: clcf1
Product: cardiotrophin-like cytokine factor 1
Exons: 3
Coding region: 262-1488 (408 amino acids)
Source: RefSeq, a predicted model, not a curated record
CGUGUCAGAAUCUUCUUCAUCUUCGUCUUCAUCCUCAUCUUCAUCCUCAUCCUCAUCCUCACACACCUGGAACACCUGGCUAAAAGAAAUCUGCUCAGAGGACUAAAACCUGGCCGCUGCUGCCUGAGAAGACAAACCUGAUGGUGUUGUCUAGAGCAAACAGUGUCUGUGAAGCUGACGAAGUUUGUGCUCAAGCGGAAUUCUGUUCCAUAAGUUUCCCAGAGAACCAAACUUCGGACUUCUGACGAGUAACUGAAGAGAAUGAGACGCUGUGAAGUCCGUCAGGCUCCCCUUGUGCUGCUGUUAGCUGCCGUGGUGGGGUGUGUCCAGGUGCAGGACCGUGCUGUCAUAUUGUCCAAUGAGCGCAGCACCAUAGAGAGGACGUACGAGCUGACCAAAUACCUGGACCACCAGCUGAAAGAAAUCAAAGACACUUACCUCUCAUAUCUUGGCCCUCCAUUCAGUGACCCUGGCUUCUCUCCACCACGCCCCAACAUCUCUUCACUGGCGGUUCCUAGCGCAGCCACGCGAGUAGAUCUGUGGCGGGGCCUGGAGAACGGUGCACGCCUAGCACAGAACCAGCGAGCCUACAGUGUCCUGUUGAGCGCUGUGAGGGAGCUGGCCCGCUCCACACUGUGCCCCUACCUCCAGAGCUCCCUGCUGCAUUUCUGCUCUGGACUCAGCGGCCUGCUGGGCUCUAUAUCAGGCCUGAUGAACGCUCUGGGAUACACUCCACCGCUGCAUGCCAACGGACCAGCCAAUCAGAGAUAUGGCCCUCUGCUGACCUCUCUGCAGAGAGCCAGUGCAAACAGCCCCAUCCCACUGAGGAGCAACCCUGCCCGUAACCAGGGUGGCAUGACCGCAUCAGGGGUCCGAGAGGGGACGCCUGGAGUGGAGAGAAAGAGGGACAGAGAAAGAGGGAGGAGAGGAAGAAGGAGAGAAGGAGAGAGCUGGGCAGAAAGAGAAGAAGAAGAGAAGGAUGAAGGUUUGGAAAGAUGGGGGAGGAGAAGGAAGCUGCUGAUGGUGGAAGAAGACAAAGAUGGUCAAGGAACCGGCCAGAGCUAUGACCAGAACAGCAGCAACAAGAACAACACCCACAUGAGUUAUUUCAGCCAAUACAGUGAGGACAAAUACAGUAACAUUAAUAGCAAUAACAGCCAGUUUCCCAUAGACGCUCUACCACAGAGAGAGAGAGCGCGAAGGACAAGUGGAGAAGAAGAAGAAGAGCAGAGUGUCCCCGUCCUCUUCUCCUCUCCAUCCCUCCGCCCUGUGCGCUCAGGACGCGCCCUCCCUCCUUCUUCCACCUUCUCUCCCCUCACACUCCUCUACUCGGAUGCGGAGGUUCCCGGCUCGCUGACCACGGGACGUCCUGCACUCAACGACUUCACACGGAAGGUAGAGGGUUUCUGGGUGCUGCGGGAGCUGCAGAGCUGGCUGUGGAGAUCUGCCAAAGACUUCACCAGACUGAAGAAACGUCUGCGUGUAUGAGUGCGAGUGUGCUUAUGUGUUCAAAAGUUUGGAAACAUUACUUCAACAUGUAGAAUCACUGUUUAAAUAGUCAAUAGUUUAAAGGAAUGAGAGAAACUAUACUAUAUGCAUAGACCAAUGGAAAUGAGAGUGCUACCGAAGUGGUCUGUGGUUCAAAGUGGUUCCAAUUUACUUCAAUUAAAAGUUGUAUGCAAACAGUUUAGGCAUCCCUGGUCAAAUGACAUGUGUUGUUGAUUUUUGUAGUGAAAAUAAGUCAAAACAUCCUCUACAGAGAACACACUUAUGCACAUUUCAAUGCACACCUACUGUUUAUUUGCUGACUAACAUAUUUAGGCAUUAAUCAAAAAAAUGUGUCCUGUGCAAAUGUUAUGGCACACUUUAUAUUUUGUAUUU